Molecule: messenger RNA, 2023 nt
Organism: Monascus purpureus
Lineage: Eukaryota; Fungi; Ascomycota; Eurotiomycetes; Eurotiales; Aspergillaceae
Source: the annotation of a GenBank genome assembly
GCCCCAUCUUGCUAAUGGAGAUCACGUGACUACUAAGUCAACAGAUAGGGGUCAGCGAGGGCGGACCUAUGCAGCAGAAUCCCACGUGAUCCAACACAAUGUAUAAUGGAGGUGUAUCGUUGGUUGGUGACUAGCUAGAUAGGCCUACGUGGUGAAAAGGGUCAGCGAGGGCGGACCUAUGCGGCAGAAUCCCACGUGAUCCAACAAUGUAGUUGGUGGUCACCUGACAUGCUCGCUCUACGCGCUGCAUCAUCAAUUCUCACCAGCAGUGCUUGGUCACGGUCUGAAUAUCAUCGAUGGUGGAAUCAGGUUUCCGUUGAACAGCUCCUGGACUGCUGCAGCUUCUACAAAGUGAACGGAAACUGGAUUCCUGCAGCCUUCAGCCAUGUCUCAAUGCAGACAGCUUCCCCGUCUCUUCCCCCGGGGGACAAAGCCCUCCAUCGAUGAAUUCCGCGAGCUAUGUCGUCGUCUCACUUCGCCGACGACCUAUCCGCGGGCCACGGCAAUCCAACACAACAUCCCCAUCUACGACCUUUCGACGACAGCAAACCCUUCCGAAGCGCUCUCCCGAGACCUGCAGGAUGAAUGGCAUCACAUCCUCUAUGCCGGCCCCGGCAUUGUCGUGUUAAAGGGCAUGUACUCCCCGCAGCGCUACGGGACAAUCCUGGAAUUGACAAACGCCGCAUUCCAGCGCAUCGUCGACCGCGAGAACGCCCAGUCUUCAAAGAGAGGGGACCAUUUUGCCGCGGCCGGGUCCAAUGAUCGCAUCUGGAACUCCUUCAGCAAGCACGCGUUAGAGGACGCCCAUUCCUUUGUGGAGUACUACUCCAACCCGUGGCUGGCGCUGGUGUGCGAAGCCUGGCUGGGGCCGGGAUACCGCGUGACGGCGCAGAUGAACGCUGUGAAACCUGGGGGUGCGGCGCAGAACCCUCAUCGGGAUUACCAUCUCGGCUUCCAGGAUUCCAAUGCCUGUGCACGAUUCCCCCUGGCGACACAGAUAGCCAGCCAGCUACUGACGCUGCAGGGCGCUGUGGCGCACACCAACAUGCCGAUCGAUAGUGGUCCGACCAGAUUCCUCCCAUUCAGCCAGCUAUUCGAGUCCGGGUAUCUCGCGUACCGUCUGAAGGAAUUCCAGGACUUCUUCCAGGAACACUACGUCGCUCUUCCCCUGGAAUUAGGAGAUGCAGUUUUCUUUAAUCCGGCGCUUUUCCACGCUGCCGGUGCCAAUAGUACGAGGGACUUUUCGCGCAAGGCGAAUCUGCUACAGAUCAGCAGCGCAUUUGGGAAGCCCAUGGAGAGCAUCGACACGUUGCCCCUUGUCAAGCAUACAUGGGAUGUCCUGACGGCGAAAUAUGGUGCGGAAGGGCUCAGCACGGGGGUUAAAGCGUUCAUCAGUGCCAUUGGAGAGGGGUAUCCGUUUCCCACAAAUUUGGAUAACAGACCCCCGGCUCCGAAUGGGAUGGCGCCCUCAAGCGAGCAGGAUGUUAUCCUCCAGGCGUUGAAGGAGGGCUGGGACCGCGAGAGGGUUGUCGGAGAGCUGAAGAAGAUGCGGCGGGAUUCAGCAGCUUAAUUUAGUUUGUUGAUAUCAUCAUCGUCCUCGUAAAGCAUGCAUCAUGUAUAAAUCCAUCCAACAAAAAUAGUACACCAACGAAUCAAUUGAUGAACAUCAUCAGGAUGAAACAUCAAAGCCCGAACCUCAAUACUCUCGCUGUGCGGAACGGCACCGCCCUCAAACUCCCCAUCCACAAACGCAGAACGCGUGCGAUUGUAGCGUACCAAGACUAACCGCCCCCUAUCGCUAUCAGGGGCAGGGAAGAGAAGCUUCGACAACGUGAGAAUCAGGAAUGGGUGAAUUAAUUUUACCAAACAUGUCUCAAGAUCUCAAAUGCAUCCGAAUCUUUGAGAUUGCAGCAUGACUUUGAGCCAGAGGCUAGUCCAGUUGGGAAUACCCAUAUGUUGGAGGUGGUGCAUACGCUCCACAGUGCAUUAGAGUGGUACUAGGUAGAAAGCUCAGGCUUGUGAC